AUGGAUCCCAUCUCAAUCACGGGCCUGAUCGUGGACGUCAGCCACAUCAUAGCCCGUCUGAUCAAGUACGCCCAAGCUGUACAAGGAGCAAGGUCCGAAAUGCGAAAGCUCAGCGAAGAAUUAUUUGCCCUACGAGGCAUUCUCGACCAUUUGCAAUCACAGUCCUCAUCAGAGAUCCCGAAGGUCCAGCAUAUCGAGUCGGAAAAUUCGACUCCCUUUAACGAAGAUAUCAUGGAUAAGGUUCUUCAAACAACGAAAGAAUUUCUUGAUUCCAUUCUAAAAGACCUAGAGCCGGCAGAAAGUAAGCUGCAAAGUUUAAAACAGAAGCUGGAAUGGCCCUUUACAGAGGCAAAAGUCACUGCUCAUCUUACUCGUUUGGAAAGAGUGAAGUCUUGGUUGAUACUAGUUCUUACUGCAGAUCAUGGUGCGGUUGAGAGGGAUCUGCAGCGAGAAAUUGGGAGCCUGGCACGAUCUUUGACUGAGGAGUUGAAAAUCAGGGAGCAGGAAAGAGAUCAGAUGGCCAAUAACGAACUGUUCCAAUGGAUGGCUCCCGUGAGCCCGGCAAAUUCACAUCUGCAGGCUAGUGAGAGACGUAACAUUGCCUCUGGAAAAUGGUUUAUCAAUGGCCAUCUUGAGCAUUGGCUGCAAUAUGGAGAUAGGAAGAUCUUCUUCCUUGUGGGAAAAUCUGGUACUGGAAAGACCACAUUGUUGUUAGUAUAUACCACGGACAAGGUACAUUUGACAUACACUUAUCACAAUCCUUAUAGUGCCCAGUGUGUUGAUGAAAUUGUCUCGAUGGCCUCGCGAGAUUCAGCUCUCAGCAUUGCAUACUUCUACUGCACCAUGAGUAACUCGGCCUCUCAACUCCCAGUUAACGUGCUAGGAUCAUUGGUCGCUCAGCUCUCGGGAAAGGACCCUUCGAUACUCGACAACAUCCGCCCAAUUUACAACGAUAUCCCUAAGUCUCAGGCUCACAAGCGCACCAUUGAUAUCGCUGUUCUUGAAGAUGCCAUCAUCAACCAUGCUUCUGGCAAGACCAAGAUUAUCAUCCUGGUGGACGCUAUCAAUGAAAGCCAUGACACAAGACACAUCGAGCUUUCUCUCUUGAGACUUGCCAACCUGGCCCCAAAUAUUCGCAUCGUAGUAACAACUACAUCGACCAUGAUCAAACGAGGUGUCGACAUGCUCAAUAUCAGCGCGAAUAUGAUGUUGGGUGAUAUCAAGGCGUAUAUAAAUCAUCGAUUGGAGUCUGACGAGGCACUGCGGGGACAAAAGCCCGAAUUCAAAGCUGAAAUUCAGAAGAGAUUAUCCGACAAUGCUGAUGGAUCGUGA
Penicillium longicatenatum is the source of this 1332-nucleotide messenger RNA. RefSeq lists its product as uncharacterized. The record is from RefSeq and is a predicted model, not a curated record. Bases 1 to 1332 code for a protein of 443 amino acids. The transcript is spliced from 2 exons. NCBI's taxonomy places the organism in Eukaryota, Fungi, Ascomycota, Eurotiomycetes, Eurotiales, Aspergillaceae.